Colletotrichum scovillei is the source of this 4710-nucleotide messenger RNA. RefSeq lists its product as uncharacterized. Gene Ontology annotation, biological process: peptidyl-serine phosphorylation; autophagy. The transcript has a single exon. The record is from RefSeq and is a predicted model, not a curated record. Lineage: Eukaryota; Fungi; Ascomycota; Sordariomycetes; Glomerellales; Glomerellaceae. The coding region runs from base 1831 to 3804 and encodes 657 amino acids. Gene Ontology annotation, molecular function: protein serine/threonine kinase activity; ATP binding. Gene Ontology annotation, cellular component: cytoplasm.
GCCGCUACUGACUGCGUGAGGCAAGGUACCUUACCGUAGACUUUCGUUCCGUCCCAGUUCUCUCAGUUCCAUCGAGGGCCCCCGUCUUGUCGGUACGUAUCGCCGUAAGUGUACUUGCACCUCACCGUCCCGGAGCUGUCGCAAUACGCAGUCCCCGGUACGUACUCACGCGCUCGCCUUUCCACCCCCGGUCUGCCUAUCUCGCUCCUGGGGUUCCUCGCUCUCUUGUCGCUCUGUCGCUCUGUCUCUCUCUCUCAUCCCGUCUUAUCCAAGCCAAUCCAUCCUCGUCCAUUCACCUCCAUCUUCUUCUUUGGCCGUCUGUCGCUCACACACUCUCUCUCUUCGAUCACUUCCACACCUCUCUUCCUCUCGCCUUGUAUUCCCUGUCCUGCACCAGCCUACCCACCCAUUUGCUUCGUCCAACCUACCUUACCGUACCGUCCUCUCUGCCUCUGCCUGCACUUACCUACUUUACUCUAAUACUCCCCCUUCAUCAUCCUCGCCCCUUCUCUUGUUUGUUUCCUCUACUCUACCAUCCUUCAAUCAUCGUCGUCAACGGCCUCUCUUCCUCUCCUUGCUUGUUAGCCUCCUCUCCCCCGCCUCAACCUCCUCCCUUUACCACCCUUUUCGCUCCGACCUCCUUAUCAUCUACCCGCCCAUCAACAAAUCCACCGAUACUCGCAACGCCAGCUCCCGCGUGCCCACCCGCGAGUCAUACUUGCAAGCAAUCACGCAAUCUCCUAUCACGCUCUGCCAUCGAGUUGAAGAGUAUAUCAAUCAGUCAACCCAUCGACAGAGAUAGGAUAAGAGAGGCCUCAGGAACCACGAUUUCUGUACAAACUCCACCAGCCUCGGCAAUUUGCUGUCAUUGAACAUUGACUCACACCUCGUGUCCUUUGACUCACUUUGGCCCUCGCCAUUGUCACUCAACAUCCGUCCACGCUUUCAGCAACGACAUCUCCCUCAACCAUCCAUCGAGAUAAGAGCUACUACCUCCCAUCGACCGACACCCACCAACGAUCCUCGUCUGUCGAUUCGUUGUCACACACUCGUCAACGCUCGAAUGCUUCCGUAGCCACUACUCUUCGCCGAUCCCGGUAGUUAGCUUGCUUGCAAGCCGUUGCUAUUCACACUUUCAACGACAUCUACCUCCGGCCAUCGACUAUCACGUCAACUGGCCUUCGUGCCUACUAGAGCCAGCAAACCAACAAUCAACCUCAUUCGCGGUUGGGUGCCAUCUCGAAACGGUCUGAAUCCUCUAGUUAGGAAUCGACGCCUUCAUUUCUCCUGCGAAUCAGCUAUUCAACGUUGACCUCGCGAACCCCUUCUUCGACCUUCGGGCGCCACUCUCUACACUUUUUCCAGCAAGCUUGCUCUAUUUCAAUGUCCUCAUAACGAUACUUCUUUGUCUUUUCCGGACCAAAUCGUCCAACCCCAUAACGACCAAUCAACCAACAACAACAGACUCUCGCUUUCAUAUGUCCGUCUCCAGCAAAAAAAUACCCUCAAUGAGCCUCUGAUAAGUCAACGAAAAGGAGUUAGAAAUUCGUCUUGUUUCCUGUUAGAUUUGUUCUUUCAACCCUGUAUAUUCUUGGUAACAACCAAACUCCACCUCCUUCUCGAUCUACACCACCAACAACAACAACCGACACGAAUUCUACGCUGUUCACAUCCAUCCUUCUCGAUCCAGCAACCACUCGAAUUCACCUUCCUCUGCAACGACGAAACCUCGAAAAGCUUGCUUUAAAGCUGUAACAUCACCCUCGCCGCUACAUCGUUGUUUCUCAAUUCGAUACCCCGUGCUCCAAAGCUUCUUUUUCCAGUUUCGAUAUGGCAUGCUUGAGAGACAACUUUCAGAAUGGUGUGCUCCUCGGUGGUCGAUAUGAGACCAUCUCUCCUCUCAACCAUGGUUCCUUUGGCAUGGUCUUCAUGGCCAAGGACACCAGGACCAGCGAGACCGUUGCCAUCAAAUGCUUGACUAAGAAGGAAGCUGCUGAUGAGUAUGGUUUCGACUUCGCCAUUGACGAGAAAUCCGAGGAGCUUGUUCUCCACAGCCGUCUUGGAUCCCACCCCAACAUUGUCAACCUUCUCGACACCUUCGAAACCGAUGCUCACCUCUACUUGGUUCUGGAGUUCUGCCCUCAGGGUGAUUUGUACGAAGCCAUCCGCAAGGGCCACGGCCCUCUCGAGACGGAGCAUGUCCGACAGUUCAUGCUGCAGCUCGUGGAUGCCGUCGACUACAUCCACUCCAAGGGCAUCUUCCACCGAGACAUCAAGCCGGAGAACAUCUUUCUCACCCAGUCUGGUGACAUGAAGCUCGGCGACUUUGGCCUCGCUACGACCGAGAACUGGACAUUGGAGAACACCGUUGGCAGCGACCGUUACAUGUCCCCCGAGCAAUACGACUCUGCGGGUGCCGGCUAUUCUCCUGCCCAAGCCGACAUCUGGGCCAUUGGCAUCUGCCUCCUCAACAUCCUUUUCUCGCGGAACCCCUUCACCACUCCGACCGAGGCGGAUCCGCUUUUCUUGGACUUUUCCAGAGACAAGCAAUCCCUUUUCGACGUCUUCCCCUCCAUGUCUCUGGAUACCUAUGAGGUCAUCGUUCAGUGCAUGAGCUUGGAUCCUAAGAAGAGAUCACUUGUCGGUGCCCGUUCUGCUCUCCAGCGUGUCAUCAGUUUCACCACCUCCGAGGAGGAUGAUGAUGACUUCUGCUCCGCCGAGCGUCAUGUCAUGGCGAGCGCCAACCGCGAACCCCUCCGCACUCCUUCCAUCCAGAGCCCUCAGGUCGAUCAGGGUGCAUUCCCCUGGGCCAAGGCCCUGCAUGCCAGCCCUCCUCAGCCGAUCCGCCAGCUCAGCGCCAUUCCCGACGAGGACCUCUUCUCCAAGUCUGGUGAAACCCAGAAUUCGGACUGGUUCAGCUCUGCUCAGGCUCCUUCGAUUUCAUCCACAUUCAACUCUAGCCUCGGCAUCUCCAUGCAGUCCCUUCACAUUGGCCGACCUAUGAAGGCUGCUCCACGCCCAAUUCCCAAGGUUUCACCCAUGGCUGGCUCCCUUCCCAUCAACAUGGCCAAACCCCGCAGCAACUUGUCUUCCAUGUCGUUGGUCUUCGGGCGUAAGGAUGCCGUUUCCAAGAGCUGGAGUGACAUGUGGGAUGAGGAUGAGGAAGAAGAGGAGGCCGAGCGUGAGAGAGAGAUGCAGUCUCUGAAGGAUCUCAACUCGCGGACCUGGAGCCAGGAUGGCAAGUCGGACGACAAGGAAGACGACUGCGAGACCGUGGAUGCUACACCCCUUGCGACCACGCCUCAACGCUCUUUCCAUGACAGCCACAAGUUGAUCCACAACGACAUUGACAGCGACCUCGCUGCCGACGGAUUCUUCUUCCAACAACCAUCUCCGCCCAAGGCGAGGCCCAUGUUGCCCACAUAUCAAUCAUCACCCCCUAAGCGGGACAACGUUGAUAAGUGGGCUGCGCUCGGUCAACGGCGCCGGGGUCUCACGGGAUCUUCAUAUUCCCACAUGUCACCAGAAGUUCCUAGACAAAGAGCGAUUGGCCUAGGCUACAAUUCCUAUGCGGCUGGGGCCAACUCUUUCGCUACCGCGUCAUGGGAACACGGCGGACACCAUCACAACAACAACAACAACAACAACAACACACAUCACAUCACACAAAAACAAUCACCGAAGGAUAAGGUCAAGGACUGCCCCUGGAAUAAGGGCAGAGAUUGGAAUUAUUGGCGCAAGGAGAAGCGCAACGAUCUCGCAGACGUCGAGUGGGUUGGUGGCUGGCAGGAAGCGCAUUCCUAGUCGAGUCACCUCUUGUGGUUGGGUUAUCACCAUCAGGACAUUGCCACUUCCACCUGGCUGUUCAGUUGUGGCAGUAGCCACGACUUGACUGUCGUGGAGUUUCUACUUGGCAAGACAAAACACCUGUUUGGAUGAAGGAACUCAACUCGCUUUCUGUGUAUUAGAUAUCUCCAGAUUAAUGAACAAUACCAGAAGUUACCCACUCAUAUCAUUGCUUCUUUGCCAUUCACUGUGACAUAUUCUACCCGUUUGAGGUUUGGACAUCUUCUGACAAUGGCAAACUGACCCCCAACCUUUCUGAGUACCGUCCAUUCUAAUUGCUGGCUGAGUAGCGUAUCGUAUUACCCCUCACUUGCCUCGAGUCAUGAGUGAUCACCAACCCUAUGGUCGAUAGAUAACAAGGCACGGUAUUCGUGGAUGCUAUACAGACGAGAAGCACCGUUCUCCACAGGAUCGGCAACCCCGGAAUUGGCUUAGCACCGUCUUGAGGACCCCCCAGAUCUAUCUAUCUAUCGUCGACAACCCAGCAAGAAGGGGGUUGGUGAUGUCGAUGGUCGGCGGUCAUGGCCGUGUGUUCUGUCGACACCCAUUGCCUGUUGGACACGUAGCAUUGGUUAACCUUCCCUUUAACUUUUCCCUCUCUUCCCUUUUGUUAAUACUUGUCAGUUGUAUGGUACUGGAUUGUCUGAGGAGAGCUGAUAACGCGAUGCGUGACUGUUUGCAUGUUAAAGCAUGAGGCCCUUCUGUAUCUGUGGAUGUCGAUGAGGCAAUGUAUUAUUUUCGCCGAUCUCUUCGGCUAUACGGAGCAUAGUUAUCGUGCCCAUUGAAACUGACUCGAUGCCGUAUCUACUUUAUCCAGUUGAGCAUCAUGAUAGAGACGACAUGACAUAACAUGACAUAACGGUU